UGGAACGCAGGAGUUCAAAAUGACCACAAGUUCCUCUCUCUCUAUCUCUCUCAAAAGCUCAAAACUCAUCACAGGGCUUAAACGUGUGGUCACUUACCCACCUCUCUUUCACCCUUACCAUAUUCAACACUCACAUUUUUAUCAUCUUAAGCUGGAUUACAUUCUAUAAUCGAAAGCUGAAUCCCUACUUUUGUAGUUUUUAGAGGAACCCACUAAUGCCUUGCACCUUCCUCAACUCAGUAGUUCUACCUCCAUGUCCAACAUGAUCACCAUGUUAGACUCAAUUGGUUGUUUCUUUGGUCCCAAGGGAUAUGACAUUGUUACUCAGACAAGAACCAGUAGGGCCGACUCUCAUGCACUUUCAUAUCUGUCUGGACAUAUUUUCUCUGCGCCUUAUCCCCAUCACCGUCGAUUGCAUCCACCAUUGUCUUCUGCCCAUCACAAGAUUAGUCGCUGCUUUUCAUAUACUGCACAUGUAUCCAAAGGCAGGCUCUCGUUAUCUUCUUUUGUUUUGGGCGAAAGGGGAUUCCAGUUUUCCAGCCGUGGACAUGCUAUGAAGGAUAGAUUCCGUAUAUAUGCUGCAGUUGAUGUUGCCAAUGGUGUUGAUGUAAUAAAUGAUUUGGGAAUGGAUACUUUGACAUUAUUAGCUGUGACUGUUAUAAUUGUACCGGCCUUCAAGAUCAUCAAGGCUAGCCCUAUACUUGGUUUCUUCUUUGCCGGAGUUGUGCUCAAUCAAUUUGGCCUGAUAAGGAAUCUUACCGACGUUAAAGUUCUAUCUGAAUGGGGGAUCCUCUUCUUGCUGUUUGAGAUGGGUUUGGAGCUUUCGCUUGCACGCUUGAAAGCUCUUGCAAAAUUUGCCUUUGGCAUGGGAUUGACUCAGGUUGUACUUUGCACUCUUGCUUUCACAGCGUUUGAGCUUCCCCCCAAUGGCGCUAUUGGAACAAAAAUAUUGCAGUUCCUUUUUAACUCAAGGCCUGAUUUGGUGAACAUCAGAAGCAUUGAUGAGGCAGUAGUGAUUGGUGCUGCUCUGUCAUUGUCUUCUUCAGCCUUUGUUCUGCAGCUUCUUGCAGAAAAGGGUGAGCUUCCAACUAGGUUUGGCUCAGCAACAUUGGGGAUUCUUCUACUGCAGGACAUAGCAGUUGUCCCUCUUUUAGUCAUACUUCCAGUGCUAGAGAGCCAGAACUUGGUGGGGGAGAGUAUGUUGCCAAUGCUUGCUAAAGAAAGUCUGAAGGCAUUAGGUGGACUAGGCCUGCUUUCACUUGGAGGAAAAUACCUUCUUCGGAGAGUUUUCGAGGUGGUUGCAGAAGCAAGGAGCUCAGAAGCUUUUGUUGCUCUCUGCCUACUGACAGUUGCUGGGACUUCGCUUCUAACCCAGAAGUUGGGUUUCAGUGAUACGCUUGGAGCAUUUUUGGCUGGGGCAUUAUUAGCAGAAACAAAUUUUCGAACCCAGAUUGAGGCCGAUAUAAGGCCUUUUAGAGGCUUGCUUCUUGGAUUAUUUUUUGUCACUACUGGUACUUCUAUUGACACGCAGCUUCUUUUCCGGGAGUGGCCAAAUGUACUCUCUCUUUUGGCAGGUUUGAUUGUUAUCAAGACCUUAAUUAUAACAGCAAUUGGUCCCCGUGUUGGACUAACUUUACAAGAGAGUGUAAGAAUAGGAUUGCUUCUGUCCCAAGGGGGGGAGUUUGGAUUUGUAGUUUUCUCUCUAGCAAACAGGCUCGGAGUGCUACCACUUGAGUUGAACAAACUACUCAUAAUUGUUGUUGUGCUGUCAAUGGCAUUGACACCCUUUCUUAAUGAUUUAGGAAGAACGGCUGCUGAUUUUAUUGGUGAAAAGUUUGAUGUGGAGGAGAAAACUGCUGACACGGUAAACUUUGAUGCUAGCGAACCAGUUGUUAUCCUGGGGUUUGGGCAAAUGGGUCAGGUCCUCGCCAAUUUCCUGGCGGCACCGCUGGCUUCUGGAGUAGAUGAUGUUGCAGGAUGGCCUUAUGUGGCUUUUGACAAUGAUCUCUCCGUAGUGAAGGAAUCUAGGAAACUUGGGUUUCCAGUCCUCUAUGGUGAUGCAUCACGUCCCGCAGUUCUGCAGUCUGCUGGUAUUUCUUCCCCGAGAGCUAUCAUGGUCAUGUACACGGGGAAGAAGAAGAUAAUGGAGGCUGUUCAAAGGCUGCGGCUUGCCUUCCCCUCGAUUCCAAUAUAUGCCAGAGCUCAAGACCUUGCGCAUCUCUUGGCUUUGAAGAAAGCUGGUGCAACGGAUGCUAUUCUUGAGAAUGCAGAGACAAGUUUACAGCUUGGCUCUAAGCUUUUGAAAGGCCUUGGUGUCAUGUCCGACGAUGUGACAUUUCUUAGUAAUCUUGUACGAAACUCCAUGGAGAUACAAGCUCAAGAAGAACUUGACAAAACUGGUGAUCAAGAAAUUGAGGUUAUGGAGCCAUUCCAGGUAAGAGUUGCAGACUUGAUUGGGACCAGAUUACCGCCACCAACAUCUGAUGAGAAGAGCUCUUCAAUGGUGAACCAGAUAGAUAAAGAUCGUGUUCCAAGGUUCCAGGGCGAAGUAGAUCAAUCAUUGCAAAAUGGUGAGCUCGAUCAAUCUGAGGAUUUAAAUGGCAAAGGUGUUUUAUACUGUGAUUUGGAGACACAGAACGGUUCUCCAAUCAGCCGUGAAGAUGCCGCAGAAGGGAAAAUGGAGUUAGAUCCAUCAGGGCCUUUAGUUAUUAACAACGACCGACCUUGAAGUCCAUCAUUCUUUUUAUUUUUCCUAUACCUUUUUUCCUCAAUGGGGGAUGAGAUAGCUUUUACUUUUGGUGGUUGACUCAAGGCUUAGUGCUUUAAGAUUGUACCAUAGUUUAUUCUUGAUCAUUGGAGGAUCAGAUUUUGCUAUUAAUUCGAAAAUUGUGGCAGAAGGUUUUCAUAUAAGGUGCAAAGUGUUUCAGAACCACAGUUGUAUAUAUAAUCGAAUUCGAUGGCAAUAUUUAUUCAAUCGAAGGUGUUACUUUUCUGCUUCA
Rhododendron vialii is the source of this 2999-nucleotide messenger RNA. RefSeq names its product K(+) efflux antiporter 3, chloroplastic. Bases 254 to 2728 code for a protein of 824 amino acids. The record is from RefSeq and is a predicted model, not a curated record. Gene Ontology annotation, cellular component: chloroplast; membrane. Gene Ontology annotation, biological process: potassium ion transport; proton transmembrane transport. Lineage: Eukaryota; Viridiplantae; Streptophyta; Magnoliopsida; Ericales; Ericaceae. Gene Ontology annotation, molecular function: antiporter activity. The transcript has 19 exons.